Spodoptera littoralis (African cotton leafworm) is the source of this 1371-nucleotide messenger RNA. NCBI's taxonomy places the organism in Eukaryota, Metazoa, Arthropoda, Insecta, Lepidoptera, Noctuidae. The record is from the annotation of a GenBank genome assembly.
AUGUUACGACGCUGCUCCAAGCAUUUACAGACGUUGUACCGAAGGCAGGGGCAACAAGCCCUUCGGUUCAAGUCUACAGAGGCUCCGAAGGUCUUCGGGGCUCUGUCCCAGGCGGCCGCGAGGACAGCCCAGCCCCGGGCCCUCACCGCAGCCCACAACCAGGUCGCCACCAUCCACUUCACGAACCCCCUCCUCGCUGAACAAGACAUCAUGACUCCAAGCUUCCCCGAUUCCGUCUCUGAAGGAGAUGCGAAAAUCGAAAAGAAAGUCGGAGACGCCGUUGCCAUGGACGAGGUUGUAAUGGAGAUUGAGACCGAUAAGACAGCUCUGCCUGUCAUGGCGCCCGGCAACGGCUGGACAGAAGUUGUUCAGAUUGAGCUGACCGAGGGAGGCCCGCCUCCUAAGGCCGCGGCCGCGCCUGCUCCCGAGCCUCCGAAGGCUGAGGCUCCUCCCCCACCGCCCCCAGCAGCUGCAGCCCCACCCCCGCCACCUCCCCCAGCGGCUGCAGCGCCGCCCCCACCUCCACCACCACCAGCACCUGCUGCUGCAGCUCCGAAACCAGCUGCUCCUAUCUCCUCGAUCCCUGUCGCAGCGAUCCGUCACGCGCAAUCUAUCGAAACUGCGUCUGUAAAAGUUCCUCCCACGGACUACUCCAAGGAGAUCGCUGGUACACGCACAGAACAGCGCGUGAAGAUGAACAGGAUGCGACAGCGCAUCGCACAGCGUUUGAAGGAGGCACAGAACACUAACGCCAUGCUGACCACCUUCAACGAGAUCGACAUGUCCCAUAUAAUGGCUUUCAGGAAGAAGAACCUAGAUGCUUUCACCAAGAAGCAUGGUGUGAAGCUUGGUCUUAUGUCGCCCUUCGUGAAGGCAUCAGCGACUGCUCUGAUGGACCAGCCCGUGGUGAACGCAGUUAUCGAAGACAAUGAGAUUAUAUACCGUGACUACGUAGAUAUAUCUGUAGCGGUGGCGACGCCUAAAGGCUUGGUGGUGCCCGUAGUUAGGAAUGUACAAAAUAUGACGUAUGCGGACAUCGAGCUGACGAUCGCUAACCUCGCCGAGAAGGCUAAGGCCGGUAAACUUACUAUUGAGGAGAUGGACGGCGGCACCUUCACGAUUAGUAACGGUGGAGUGUUCGGUUCAUUGAUGGGAACUCCCAUCAUCAACCCCCCUCAGUCAGCCAUCCUGGGUAUGCACGGAAUCUUCGAGCGCCCCAUCGCGGUCAACGGCCAAGUAGUGAUCAGACCUAUGAUGUACAUAGCUCUAACAUACGACCAUAGGCUGAUCGACGGCCGUGAAGCUGUCAUGUUCCUCAGGAAGAUCAAGCAAGGAGUGGAAGACCCCGCGACCAUCAUCGCCGGAUUGUAG